Crotalus tigris (Tiger rattlesnake) is the source of this 2989-nucleotide messenger RNA. Its product is annotated as phosphate-regulating neutral endopeptidase PHEX-like. Bases 26 to 973 code for a protein of 315 amino acids. Gene Ontology annotation, cellular component: plasma membrane. NCBI's taxonomy places the organism in Eukaryota, Metazoa, Chordata, Lepidosauria, Squamata, Viperidae. The record is from RefSeq and is a predicted model, not a curated record. The transcript has 11 exons. Gene Ontology annotation, molecular function: metalloendopeptidase activity. Gene Ontology annotation, biological process: protein processing.
CUCAAGGAGAUAAUGUUUCCUUCAGAUGGCAGAGCUGACUGAAGGAAUUCGAUGGGCCUUUAUAGACAUGUUGGAAAAUGAAAAUGACUGGAUGGAUUUGGAUACAAAAAGAAAAGCUGUUGAAAAGGCAAAAUCAGUUUUGGCAAAAGUGGGUUAUCCUGGAUUUAUAAUGAAUGAUACAUAUGUUACAGAAGGCAUCAAAACAAUGAAGUUUUCAGAAACAGACUAUUUUGGCAAUGUCCUUCAGACUCGCAGACAUGUGGCCCAAUCAGAUUUCUACUGGCUGAGAAAAGAAGUCCCCAAAACAGAGUGGUUUACUAGUCCAACAACAGUGAAUGCCUUUUACAGUUCAUCUACAAAUCAGAUCAGGUUUCCAGCAGGAGAACUCCAGAAGCCUUUCUUCUGGGGAACUGAAUAUCCCAGGUCAUUAAGCUAUGGUGCUAUCGGAGUUAUUGUUGGGCAUGAAUUUACUCAUGGAUUUGAUAACAAUGGUCGCAAAUAUGACAAGAAUGGAAAUUUGAAUCCUUGGUGGUCCUUGCAGUCAGAAGAAAAAUUCAAAGAGAAAACAAAAUGCAUGGUCAAUCAAUACAACAGCUAUUACUGGAAGAAAGCAGGGUUGAAUAUAAAAGGGAAAAGGACUUUGGCAGAAAACAUUGCAGAUAACGGAGGGUUGCGAGAGGCUUUUGGGGCCUAUAGGAAAUGGGUCAAAGAAAAGAGACAAGGAGAGGAAGAGGCUCUACUACCAGGCAUUGACUUCACUCAUAACCAGCUCUUCUUUCUGAGUUAUGCUCAUGUGAGGUGCAAUUCAUUUAAACUAGAAGCUGCAAGAGAACAAAUCUACACUGGAGUUCACAGUCCCCCUCAGUUCAGAGUUAUUGGUGCUAUGAGUAAUUUUGAGGAAUUCCGGAAAGCUUUCAACUGUCCAGAAAAUACUACAAUGAAUCGAGGUGCAGAUUCCUGUCGAAUUUGGUAGCGCUUCCUCUGGAAUCCCUGUACAGAAAUCAUGCCUUCAUUUUACUGGCCUACUAUUGCUUCAGAAUUACAUUGAUCAAGUGCAGACCAAUAUUAUUUUGCUUUGUAACAUUCCCAUCCUGGGACCCAACCAGCCGCCAUUAUUGAAUUGCUUGUUCACAAGCACGGGAUAAUUCAAAAUGUAGUAUGUAGAAAAGAACAGGCAAUUUUUUUUUAAAAAAAGGUGUCCUUUAUAAAGUUCAUUACAUGUACAAAUUUGUACUAUAGUAUUCUCAUUGCUAUGAAGCAAAGCAACAUCAACAUUACAAGAUUACAAUGGUACAUUUAUAUAUUUUUUAUAGCAGUUAUGCUGAUAUUUGAAAUUAGUCAAACUAUAUCUCCAAUUAUAUAAACCCAGAUGUUCAGUAAAAUCUUCUGAUUUUCAGCAGUCACAUGCAUCUUUCAUCUGCCUUCUUGAAAUGUUGAUCAGAGAGAUAUUUGGGACCGGAACUUUAAGAAUAAGGCCACUUAAUCUAUUCUCUUUCCAUUGCUACUCUGAGCUACAUGGUGGAAUAUACAAAGGAGGCCCACUGGGUUCAGUCUCGGCUUCAGACGUGCAUGUUUUCUUCUACCUAAGAUUGCACAUGCAUAGCUGUAUGAUGCACACAAACUCACAAUCUAUUUUUCAAUUACAAUUACAAAUCGAAAAAAUUGUAUUACAAAUAUUUUACCUGAAUUGUGGACAUCAUUUAUUUUAUAAUAUAAUAAAAAAGUAAGUUUGAAACAGAAAUAUACUCAGAUGCAUGAUCCUAUAAUAUCAGUUUAAGCACUUUCUCCACAUAUAGAUAUUGUAGCUAUUUGCCUCCACAUUGGUUAAAUAUAUAAAAAUGUAGGUACAUCAUUAAAUCUUUGCUCAGCUAACUGCACAUUGGCCUCAUGACAGAUGCUUUUGAUAAUACUCAAAGAGUAAAUUUUCUACAUGAGUGAGUUUAAUUUACCUAAUAUACUGAUCUAGGCUUGAACAGAAUUGGGAAAAGAGGCAGAUGUUUUGUACCAUUACAGAAUGUCUACUUGUUUUAAGAAGUGAAGAACUUCCUCCCAGAUACCACCACUUCCUUGCAAAGUAGAAAGGAGGGAUCCUUGAUGCUCUCUGAACUUGCUUGUUUUCUUGCAGAUGUUUCAUUACCCAAACUAGGUAACAUCAUCAGUGCUAGUAAGGUGUGCAGUUUGCUGUCAGUUUAUAUAUUCUAGUAGCUUGCCUUGUCAUUGUUGGUGGGGCUGGUCUUAGAAAUUCUUUGGUUGGGCUGUUUACUGUUGGCUUCUUUGGCAGUUUCUUGAUUGGAGUAUUGUUUAAUGUUGGUUUGAUGCUAAUUUUGGAGUAGGAAGGAUUAAAGGGGCAGCUUCUGAUUGGAACCUAGCAAUACUUUGUCUUAAGAGAGUUCCAAACUUGGGUUACGCUGGGUGUAGUGCCAGAAUUGAUUCAAUAAUUCCAGAGUUUUGCAGAUAUAUUGGAAAUGACAAUGCCAAUUCAUAGCUGCAGAUGGACUCAAGGGAGUCAAUUAUAAUUUACUUCAAAAGUCUUGACCAUUUCUAGUAUUUUAGGUUUAGGAAUCUCUACUGCAAAAGAGACCAAGGAGGGCAUGCAGUGACAGCAUUGAUUCUGUGGAGACCAUUACUGUAGCAGGGUCACUUUAGAGCCUUAGGAUCACAAUAUAAAAAGAUCCCAUAGAUAGAAAAUGUUAACUAUAUUAUAGUAACAGUAGGAUUCUUGCUAGUAAAGAUUUCAGUAAAGAGUGAGAUAAUCUUAUAUCAUUUUCCUGUUUUUUUUAAUUGCUUAAAUAUAUCCAUUUUUAAAAUUGUUUGAAAUAGGAUAAUUUUGUUAAUGAUUAUAUAAUAUAACCAUUCUCAAAUCACAGAUGAAGAUAAUUGAAAUGACAGUGGUUUUAUAUAUCGUAUGACAUUUUCUACUGUUAUCUGCUUUUGAGUUCACGUGAAAAAAAAUGUGAUAAGUUUUUAACAAAUAAAUCUUGCAAGACUA